GGACGUAUCCCACAGUUCCAUAUUCAUAAACAAAAAUGUAAACAUAAAGGAGAAGACAGGCCGGGAUGACAAUAAAGAAACAAAAAAAAUGCAUUUUAUAACGGGCGAAAUAUACCAUAACAAGCAACGUGGAAUCUCUGCUUGAGUUGACCCCAUGGACCUGGAAACAUCUGAACACGUCCCUGAAAGUGGAUUCCCCCGUCACUGUGGAUGUAUCACUCACCUCUCACUACAGACUGACCGGGAAACGCCUCUCAGACUACAAAAACAAAGAGACUGUGCAUCCAUUCUAAAAACAAUACCCAACACAAAAGGAAGAGACGGUGUGUACACGAUAUACCCGGAUAUGAAGACCAAGAAGUUGGUGUACUGUGACAUGACCACGGACGGCGGAGGGUGGACAGUAAUUCAAAGACGUAUGGAUGGGUCUGUGAAUUUUUAUCGAUCUUGGCAGACCUACAAGGACGGAUUUGGAAAACCACAAGGAGAAUAUUGGCUAGGAAAUGAAGAUAUUCACUUGCUCACAUCAAAAACUAAGCAAGAGUUACGAGUUGACCUACAAAAGUUUUCGGGUGAAAAGGCUUACGCCAAAUAUUCCAGGUUUACUGUGGGAAGUGAGUCUGAAAAAUACAAGUUAUCUGUCGGGGGAUACAGCGGAACGUCGGGUGAUAGUCUCGCAUAUCAUAACGGUAUGCAGUUUUCUACAAGAGACCAAGACAAUGACACAUCUAAGGAACAAUGUAGCGUGGUACGUCAAGGAGGAUGGUGGUUUAAGGCAUGCAGCGUGGAGUCUCUGCUUGAGUUGACCCCAUGGACCUGGAAACACCUGAACACGUCCUUCAAAGUGGAUUCCCCCGUCACUGUGGAUGUGUCCCUCACCUCUCACUACAGACUGACCGGGAAACACCUCAACAAGAUUCUCAGACUAAAAAAACAAAAAGAUUGUGCCUCCAUUUUAAAAACGAAACCCAACACAAAAGGAAGAAACGGUAUGUACACGAUAUACCCGGAUAUGAAGACCAGGAAGUUGGUGUACUGUGACAUGACCACGGACGGCGGGGAAUGGACCGUAAUUCAAAGACGAAUAGAUGGUUCUGUGGAUUUUUAUCGAUCUUGGCAAACAUAUAAAAACGGAUUUGGAAAACCACAAGGAGAAUAUUGGCUAGGAAAUGAAAAUAUUCACUUUCUCACAGAAAGAACUAGCCAAGAGUUACGCGUGGACUUGCAAAAGUUUUCAGGUGAAAAGGCUUACGCCAAGUAUUCCACGUUUACCGUUGGGAGUGAGUCUCAGAAAUACAAGUUAACUGUGGGGGGAUACAGCGGAACGGCGGGGGAUAGUCUCGAAUACCAGAAUGGGAUGAACUUUUCUACCAGAGACCAAGACAAUGACAAUGCAAAAAAGGACUGUGCCGCGGAAUAUCAAGGAGGAUGGUGGUUUAACAUUUGCUACCAUGCUUUUCUCAAUGGACCUUAUCAAAAAUCAGCUAAACACACUACACUUAGUAUAAAUUGGUAUGCAUUGGGAAAUGAACACCGUGCUUUAAAGAGAGCAUCGAUGAUGAUCAGAUCCAAAAUUUAAAGUUGUUGUUCACGCAAUAAU
Molecule: messenger RNA, 1600 nt
Organism: Magallana angulata
Lineage: Eukaryota; Metazoa; Mollusca; Bivalvia; Ostreida; Ostreidae
Product: ficolin-2-like
Exons: 11
Coding region: 155-1579 (474 amino acids)
Source: RefSeq, a predicted model, not a curated record